AUGUGCAGAAGUGCUUCUGGUAAAAAUAGCCCACCACGGAAUGGUGUUAACAUGGUCAACUCUGAAGAUUCCUCCAAAGAAAAAUUACUGUCAGUGUCCUUUGACUCAUUUUAUGAUGGAAAUGUACAUGAGGUUAACGAACAGAACCUUUCUGAGAAGAAAAUCUUUGCGACAAUGGAAAUCGCGGGAGCAAGUAUCCGAAUGCAAAUUGACACCGGUGCUUCAUGUAAUGCCUUACCACAGAAAUAUCCGUACUUUGAAGAUGUAUAGCAAGUCUACUUUGUACGUUUUAGGAAAAUGUAUAGUGUGCAUGCGUAACCCAAGGAACAGCAAGAAGUACAAUGUUGAAUUUGUUGCUGUGAAAGGCAAAUACACACCACUGAUUGGGUCUCGUGCUUCUCAGCAAAUAAAUCUGGUAACAGUGCACCAAGAAAACAUUCAGCAACUUAUAUUACCACUAACAUUCAAAGUCUUACCCUGA
Porites evermanni is the source of this 481-nucleotide messenger RNA. The record is from the annotation of a GenBank genome assembly. NCBI's taxonomy places the organism in Eukaryota, Metazoa, Cnidaria, Anthozoa, Scleractinia, Poritidae.